Messenger RNA from Corythoichthys intestinalis (scribbled pipefish), 3643 nucleotides. RefSeq names its product epidermal growth factor receptor substrate 15-like 1. The transcript is spliced from 24 exons. Gene Ontology annotation, molecular function: calcium ion binding; protein binding. The record is from RefSeq and is a predicted model, not a curated record. Gene Ontology annotation, cellular component: plasma membrane; cytoplasm. NCBI's taxonomy places the organism in Eukaryota, Metazoa, Chordata, Actinopteri, Syngnathiformes, Syngnathidae. The coding region runs from base 52 to 2559 and encodes 835 amino acids. Gene Ontology annotation, biological process: endosomal transport; endocytosis.
UCCUCGCGCACUGUAAGUGCUGCCGUGCGCGCUCCCGAUAAACCAGGAAACAUGGCGGCGCUCAUGACACUCAGUCAGCUAUCGAGUGGGAACCCAGCCUACGAGAUCUACUACAGACAGCUGGACCCUGUGGACAGUGGCAAGAUAUCAGCUGGAGAUGCAGCUCAGUUCCUAAAAAAAUCCGGACUAUCAGAUAACACACUAGGAAAGAUAUGGGAUUUGGCUGACUCUGAGCGGAAAGGGUAUUUGGACAAGCGGGAUUUCUUCAUCGCCUUGAGACUGGUCGCCUCAGCGCAAGCGGGUCAUGACGUUGCUCUUAGCAACCUCACUCGAACUGUGGGACCUCCUAAAUUUCGAGACACAAGUAGCCCAUUAUUAAGUGUCCCAGCAUCUGAUUCGCAUUGGACAAUAAGGCCGGAUGAAAAAGGAAAGUUUGAGGGCAUUUUUGAGAGUCUGGGCCCUCUGAAUGGCCUCCUCUCUGGCGAUAAAGUCAAGCCCGUUUUGAUCAACUCCAAACUGCCUCUGGAUGUGUUAGGAAAGAUUUGGGACCUGGGUGACGCAGACAAAGAUGGCUACUUGGACAAAGACGAAUUCAUUGUGGUCAUGCACCUUGUAUACCGAGCCAUGGAGAAGGAGCCGGUGCCGGCCACCUUGCCCCCGUCCCUCAUUCCACCCUCUAGAAGGAAAAAGGUGGCGGGAACUAUGCCCGGUGCCGUGGCAGUGCUACCUUCCCGGUCUGCCUCGUUUGCGCUCAAGGACAGCACGAGAAGCGUCUCACCCCUCACCAGCGCCUCACCUGUCACUAGCCCAGCAGCCAAGCUAACCCCAAAACACUCCUUUAAUGCCCGCAAAGAGCCUGAGCAGCAAUGGGUAGUGCCGGUGGCUGACAGGGAGCGAUAUUAUGACAUAUUCAAGAAAACCGACAUUGACAAAGACGGACUGGUCGACGGAACAGAGGUCAUCGAGAUUUUCAUGCACUCCAGCCUCUCCCAGACUAUGCUGGCACAAAUCUGGGGGCUCGCCGACACCAAACAGACGGGCAAGCUUACGCCGGAACAGUUUUCACUGGCCAUGCACCUGAUCCAGCAGAAGAUUACCAAAGACAUCGACCCGCCCACCACUCUCACGCCUGACAUGAUUCCUCCCUCGGAGAGGACAUCGUCUUCAAUACCCCCUCCUGACUUCUCUGCCAUAGCGCCAGCAGAGUUGACGGGCAUCAAAGAGCUCGAUGACCUCGGCCAGGAAAUCAGUCAGCUGCAGAGAGAAAAAAUAAUCUUGGAACAUGAGCUCCGUGAAAAGGAGGAAAGCAUCAGAAGGCAAAAUCACGCAGUUCAAAACAUGCAGCAUGACCUGGACAGGGAGGGCAGCAGCUUGAAGGACAUCGAGUCCCAUAAACAGGAUGCCCAAAAGCGUCUGGAUGAGAUGGACCAGCAGCGCUCCAAGCUAGAAGGGAUGCUAAAUGACAUAAAGCAAAAGUGUCAGGAGGAGUCACAGACGAUUUCCACGCUUCAGAGUCAGAUCCGCUCCCAGGAGAAGGACUUUCGUAACCAGGAGCAAGAGGCAAGCCGCACCAAGACGGACUUGAGCCGCCUUCAGGAAGAGGAGGCCCAGCUGGAGCACAGGUUGCUCCAGGGCCGUGCCCAGCUGGACAGUAUCAUCAAUUCUCUGAAGACCACACAGGAAGAGAUCAGCCAGGCUCGCAACAAGCUGUCACUGAUCCAGGAGAACCAGAAGGAGUUUACCAAGACCAUUGAGCAGUACAACGGUGCUCUGCGAGACCUCACCGGGGGAAACAAUGUGGUGGACACGAGCCACCUGCUCUCAGAAAAGGAGAAUGGAGCCUUCAGGAGUAGUGCGGUGGAUGAAUCAUUCAAAUCAAGGAUAGCCAUGUUCAACACCAACGCUGCAAAAGGCCCUCCAGCAGACCCCUUCCAGAUGGAAGAUCCCUUCAAAGAUCCUUUUGGAGAUCCUUUCAAGGAAAGUGAUCCCUUCAAGGGUACCUCACCUGGUGAUCUAUUUAGUGGAGCUGGCAGCUCAGACCUGUUUGCAUCUCCGGACCCAUUCGCAGGAAGACCUAAGCCACCAGUAAAGCCUGGCUCCAUCCAUGGUCGUCUGGGUUUCCCAUCCAGCAGCCCAAAACCAAACCAUUCAGAGUCUGUCCGGAUGCCGAAACACCAAUUUGCAGGCAACUCUUUGAGGAGCAGCGCCGGGUUUCAUGACUUUAGCCAGUUGUCCAAGAAGUCUGACAAUCCUGUUCUGCCAUCAAAGAAAAGCGUGCCUAACCGGCCUACCCCGCCCUACGGCUCAGAUAAAGCGUUCAAAGAUGAUCCUGUCUUCGAUGUGAAGAUGGCCAGUUUUCAAGUGAAAGCCAGCAGCUGGAGUGGGCCAAGCGGGAGAGCGAGCGUGAGGAGCAAGAGCGGCUGCGGAGACUGCAGCUCCAGGAGCAGUGUGACCUGGAGCUGGCCAUCGCGCUCAGCCGGGCCGACACUCCCGGCUCCUAAGAAGGCCUGCCUUCGAACCCCCUCAUUUAAACCCCCUUCCUCCAGACAUUUGCACUGACACCGACCGCACUCCUGAAGCCCUCCGCCCCUCGCACACGAGCCCAGCGACGCUCCCGCCGUGCGCUGGCCUCAAAUGACUCCGCAUUUAGCAUGUAAUCUAUGUUCAUUGCUCCCAAACGACAAGGCAACUAUAAUCAUGGCCAGGAUGGAUCCUCUUGAUGUCAAGUGUGGCUUCAUCUGGACACAACGUAGCGAUUUAGGGAAAACACGAAGCAGAUGGGUACUCAACGUCGCCUUUUUCCAAAGCCUCCACGGAAACUUUUUUCUUUUUAACUGUUUUGUUGUAUUUAUAAGUAAAAGGUCUAAUUUUAUAUAAAAUGCACUAAAGCUGUUUUUUAAUUAACUUUUAAUGACCCAUGAAGGUUCCUUGUUUUGUCUGAUAUUCCACUGUUCACUGGAAGUUUGUUACAACACUUUUACUGGCAUUCUUAUUGACAUCAAAUACAAGAGCUGUGUACAAAUUGAUGUUCAGUAGUAUUUUGCUCAUAUAUGUGUCCCUAACCCAUUAUUAUUGUAAGGGUACAAUUUCUGAUAAGGGCUAAUGUACUGGACCACAUUAGAUUGUUCAGCUGUACCUAAUGAAGUGUGUGGACUGGUUAAUCAUGACAGUUUUUUUUGUCAUUUCUCUUGCACUGCAAUAUAUUAGUGCCUUUGCAUAUAUGUAACGUCUUUAAUCAAAGCGGAAGUGAUUGUUUUCCAUUUUUGUCCUUAAAUUCUGUCAUAUUUGUUAAUUAAGAUUCUAGCACUAAUUCAAACAGUUCCCAUACCCUAAACAAGUUCUGUUGCUUAUAUAAAAUGUGUUAAACCACUGGUACUGUAAGAUGGAUCCUCGUGGCUUUAACUCCCAAGUGCUGCACACUAUAGCUUUUAACAGGUCACCUUUCCUAUUUUUAUCGAGCUAAAAAAUUGAAGUUUUUGUUAUGCUCCACAGCAUUUUAUCAUGUUAGAAAUUAUGCUUCUAAAGCUAAACAUAUGGCACAUACAGUAUACUGUAUACAUGGAAUUAGGUGAUUUAUUUAAUGCUGGAAGAAGGUGACAUUUAUUUAAUGCUGGAAGAAGGUGACUUAAAUUGUUCAUAAUAA